UGCCUGAGUAAUGGUUUUCCUGGAGGAAACUCAUCUCAGGGAUGGACUGAGCCUCAUUCCUUCCCUUUUUGUCUUUUGUCUUUUAUGGCACUGGAAUAUCCCAGGAAGGAAGGGAUUUCAAUUUCUGCAGUGCCAGAGCACUCAAUCCUUCUGCUUAAUCCUUCUGUAGAUCCUGGGCUGCAGCUAGAAGAAAUCUGGACCAUCCUAUGGAAAACACUGUUGGAAGUCCACAGGGAGCAGAGGCCUGAAGAGUCUGGAUUUCCAUGUGCAGUGACAGGCAGGAUGGUGUUGUUCCGUCAGGCGCUGGCCGGAGCCGUUCUCCCGUUCCUCAUCCUCUCAGGAAAUUGGGUUUCAGCUGAGAACAUCAACUUCUACAACGUGAGGCCUCCCCUAGACCCCACUCCAUUCCCAAACAGCUUCAAGUGCUUCACCUGUGACAACGCAGUGGACAACUACAACUGCAACAGAUGGGCUGAGGAUAGGUGGUGUCCUGAAAGCACUCAGUACUGCCUGACAGUUCACCUCUUCACGGCCCACGGGGAGAGCACCUCGGUCACCAAGAAAUGUGCCACUGGCGAGGAAUGUCACCUGGUCGGGUGCCACCGCCAUGGGGACAGCGGGCACACGGAAUGUGUUUCCUGCUGUGAAGGCAUGAUCUGCAACGUGGAGAUCCCCACCAACGCCACCAACGCGGUGUUUGCUGUCCUGCAGGCCCGCAGGACGGCCGGGGGCAGCCGCGGGGUGCCCAGCGUGGCACUGCUGGUGGCAGUGGUGACAAUGGCACUGUCCUGACACCCUCAGACAGAGCUGCUGGGACAGUCCCUGGGCCAGGAACCUCCAGGAUCUCCAAGGAGAAGUCGCUGAUGCUCCUUAACCACAGCGAAGUUAAGGGCACGGUAGAAAGGCACAUCCUGAACUCCUUGGAUGUUUUAGUGCGAAUCCUUCCCCACCAGGAUUGAAAAUAAACCCCAAACUGUGGAUGGGGCAGUGGGGUGGACUCUCUAAGCUUUAAUGCCCUGUUUUCUGAGGGAAAUGCACAUUUGCUUGGCAUGGUUUUGGUUUUUGGGACAGAACUGUGACAAUCAUGACCGAAAGGAGCUUUGGAUGGGCGACGUGGCCAGGUGGAAACUGGAUUGAAAGCUUUUAUUUGCAUAAAGGACAUGGAGUUUCUUGUUUUA
Corvus hawaiiensis (hawaiian crow) is the source of this 1178-nucleotide messenger RNA. RefSeq names its product LY6/PLAUR domain containing 6B (gene LYPD6B). NCBI's taxonomy places the organism in Eukaryota, Metazoa, Chordata, Aves, Passeriformes, Corvidae. Bases 85 to 792 code for a protein of 235 amino acids. Gene Ontology annotation, molecular function: acetylcholine receptor regulator activity. The record is from RefSeq and is a predicted model, not a curated record. The transcript is spliced from 6 exons.